Molecule: messenger RNA, 5772 nt
Organism: Panonychus citri (citrus red mite)
Lineage: Eukaryota; Metazoa; Arthropoda; Arachnida; Trombidiformes; Tetranychidae
Gene: mmd
Product: disintegrin and metalloproteinase domain-containing protein unc-71-like
Biological process (GO): membrane protein ectodomain proteolysis
Molecular function (GO): metalloendopeptidase activity
Source: RefSeq, a predicted model, not a curated record
AUCGAUAAAUCGUCAGAAAGAGUUAACUGUUUUUCGGUUCAAGAAUAGAACCUGAUUUUUAGAAACGAAUCUUUUUUUCUCUCUCUCAUCUUCACAACGAAGAAUAGAUUUAUCUUCAUCUUCAUUCUCGUAAUUUAUCAUCAUAUCCUUUUCUCUUUGUGUGUCUCUUUCUUUUCUUUCUCAUUCCAUCUUUUCACUCCUUUGAUUCUCUGGUUUUUUCUUCACCUCCCUGAGUCAUAUUUUUUAUUCUCUCUCUCUAUUUAUCUCUCUCUCUCUCUUUAUUUUUCUUUUAUUUUUUUCUUCAUCUCCUCUUAUUCAUCUCUAAUCUUAAUCUUUAUAUCAUCUCGUGUUGUGUAUUCUCUGUGUUGUGUUCUGGGGUUUUUUUCUCUCUUCCUGUGACUCACAUUGACUCUAUAACUCACCUGGAGAUUAUUUUUUCUCUUCUCUUAUAAAAGUGAUUCCAAUUACUCAUCAUUUCUACUCACCAGCAACAUGGACUAUUGUUGUUAAUUUUUUUCUACAUUUUCUCUUCUUCUUCUCUCCUUGUCAACAUAUUCCUCCUUUAUGUCUUACCCACUGUAUAUAACCAUCUUCCUCUCUUCCUUUCUUCCCCUGUCACUGGCGACAUUUAAAGCUGCUGAUGAACUGGUUCGAGAUGAUUUCUCUGAAGAUGCUCGCCCAAUUGCUGAAGUUGAAAGGCUUAAACGAUUAUAUCCUGAAAAUGAGCGUCUUAUUAGUAGUAUACCAAGUAGAUUCUAUGAAGUCAUUUAUCCAGUUCAACUUAGGAAACAUGAAAAAAUGGGCAUUUCCACUCGAGAUGCCUCUUCAAAUAGUACUGGUAAACAUGUUCACUCAACAAGCUUGCUCAUAAAAGCCUUUAAAUACAAGUUCCGCCUUGAAUUGGAGCUCAAUACACAUCUUUUAGCCCCAGGCUUAAUGCAGAAGCAUUUUUUACCUGAAGGUGCAAGGCAAGUAUCUACACAAGAGAUUGAACAUUGUUAUUAUCAUGGUACCAUACGAGAUUAUCCUGGUGCCCUUGCAGCCUUUCGUACCUGUAAUGGUCUCAGUGGUAUUAUCAAUCAUGGCAACGAAACUUUUGUUAUCCAUCCAUUUUACGGAGGUGAUCUGUCUAGAAAACAUCCCCACAUAAUAUAUCGAUUUUUUUCUGAGUCAACACACAAGCAUACCUGUGGUAAUAGCCACAUGCACGAAUGGAGUUUUAAACAGUAUCGUAAAGGUCCAUUUGGUGCUAGUAAGGGUAAACGAGAUAUAAGAACAAUUGAUAAAUAUAUCGAACUGGCACUUAUUCUUGACCAAGCCAUGUUCGAGAAUCGGAGUAAUGCGACUCGAGGGGAGGUUGUCAACGAUGCAAUUCAAAUAAUCAAUAGUGUUGACAUGUAUUUUCGCCUUAUUAAUACCCGAAUUUCAGUAAUUUAUAUUGAAACCUGGGCUCAUGGUAAUCAGAUUGUUGUAUCUGAAGAUGUUAGGAACACAUUGCUCAAUUUCAUGGAGUAUGGAACAAGAAAUUUGUAUAAAGUACCAAUGGAUGCGGCUCACCUUUUGGUUGGUAAAGCAUUUCAAAAUAAUGAAGUGGGUAUGGCAGUUCCAGAUAGUAUUUGUACAGCAAAAGCGGUAGCGGUCAGUCAAGAUGCAAGUAUUUAUGAACCUCAUUUGGUGGCGAUAACCGUUGCCCAUAUGAUUGGUCAUAACAUUGGAAUGGGUCACGAUGAGGAGGUCAAAGAGGAAGAAUGUAACUGCCCUGAUUGGUGGGGAUGUGUUAUGGGUCGUUAUAUACUUGGAGUGAACAAUAUUCAACCUUAUCAAUUUUCUAAAUGCUCAGUUUCAGUUUAUAAUAAUGCCCUCCAGGCAGGUAAUGGUAUUUGCCUACUUAACAAGCCUAAUCAACUUGAAGAUUUUCGUAAUUGUGGAAAUGAACGUAUCGAUGAAGGAGAAGAUUGUGAUUGUGGUACUUUCCAAAAAUGCCAAGAAACUGAUCCAUGUUGUGAUCCAAUUACCUGUAAGUUAAGGAUAGAAUCUGAAUGUUCAACUGGACCUUGUUGUGUUAAUUGUAAGCUUAAAGAGGAAGGACAUAUCUGUAGACAUGCCAAGGAUGAAUGUGACAUAGCGGAAGUCUGUGAUGGUAAACACGGAAGUUGUCCUGCUGAUAUUUAUCGUAAAAAUGGAGUUGAUUGUAAGAAUCAGAAAGGAUUUUGUUUCAAUGGUGAAUGUCCAACAGCCGAUAGCCAAUGUGUCGCAAUUUGGGGUGCCGGUGCUCGAGCAUCUGAACCAGUUUGUUAUGAACAAUUUAAUGCUCAAGGUACCAUGAAGGGUAAUUGUGGUGUUGAUGGUAAAGGAAUUCAUCUUAAAUGUAGCGAUGAGAAUAUAAUGUGCGGAUCACUUCAGUGCCAAUUCGGUAAACAAGUGCCAUUCAAAAAGGAAAUAAACAAAGAGUAUUCUCGAACAAUUAUCUCUAUCAGCGAUAUCGAAUACGAAUGUAAAGUUGCCCGGGGCUCAAGUCGUUCCGAUAUCUCCGACAUGGGGCUACUUCAAGAUGGAACCAAAUGUUCAGAUAAUAAGAUUUGUUUUAAUCAAAGUUGUGUUAGUAUCGACCAAUACAUCCAACCUGGUGAUUGUCCAUCCAAUAAUGUUGCCAUCCCAUGCUCAGGGAAUGGGAUUUGUUCCAAUCUCAAUACCUGUUUCUGUUCAUAUAGUUGGCUUGGUCCUGAUUGUUCACAACGAUCUUCUCGAGUUACAACAUCAUCAGCUGAUUUAAGCGGAUCACCAGGAUCAGUUACACCUAAUCCUAAUCAAGAAUUCAUGAAUAAUGUAAAAAUCGCCAUGGAUAAUACAACUAAAUUCACAGAGUAUGAGAGCAAUAAAAAAUCAUUAAGUGCUCGUAAUCUGGUAAUGAUAUUGAUCUCAAUUGUUGGCGGAGUUUUUGUCUUCUUUACUCUUCUAGCUCAAUGUUACAGACGUCAAAGUCUUUUGCCAAACAAGGCUGAAAUUGCUCGAAAGAAAAGCUUACAACGGAAACUACUUUCAUCCGGAAGUAAAGAUGAUGAUCAUAGUAUGAAUGGAUCAGGAGUUGGUGAGGUAACACCUCGAAUAACCUUUGGUUCAAUGCCAUCUUAUCGUGAAGAUAAGAUGGCGGAAAUGAAGAGACAUCAUUCAAAAGAGUCUAGAGUUAAAUCAUCAGCCAAUGUAAAUACAACGGAAACAACAUUAGAGCAAACGGAACGGGAAUUGUUGGAAACUCUUAAAGGAAAAGGUGGACAAUUUUUUGAACUUUCACCUAAUAAUUUGCCGAAAGUUUCUUCACAUGGUAGUGGGACAUCGGGUGGUGUUGGUGGACCUGAAAAGGGUAUAUUAAAACACGCGGGUGACGGAAGUGGACCUGCUGGUUCAGGUACACCGAUGUCCGGUCAUACCCGGCAUGGUAGUUCAUCUUCAACUGCUGCACUAACGGGAUUAUUGAUGGGCGUCGAUCAGAGUGGCCUGGAAAGUGAUAAUCAAGAUGAAGGUCAAUCAGAUGUUAGCCGAACCACGGACACUUUAAAUCAAGUUGAAAGAACGUUGAAAAGUCUUAAUGGUUAUCAUGAAGGAAUUCUGGAAGCCUUACAAUCAGUUGCCGUCUCUGGUCAUUUGCAAGGUUCGUUGUCUGCUCGACAAAGUCCAGGAGAAAUUAAGAAACAAUCGUUUAACAGUCAAUUAGUUGAUUAUGAAGGUUUGAUGAAAGGAGGAGAAACUCAGCUUCAAAGUGGAUCAGAAAAUGAAGACGGCGGAGUUAGUUCAAUGUCGACUUGUCCCAUUAGAAUUCGUAAUCUUGAAGAUUUAUUGAGACAAUUAGAGCAACAACAACACCACCAACAGCAACAGCAACAGCAGCAACAACAACAACUAUUACUACCUUCAGCCUCUGGUCAGCAAAAUAUUCACUCGUCAAUGCUUUCCGGACUUUCACCUACAGGAUCGGAAGAGAUUCGUAUGAGUGAACCAGAAGCCGAUCGCCAUCUUUAUUCAUCUAAUUCACUGGUGGGUUUAGGUGGUGGUGUUGUUACCAGUUUAAUUGCCAGUUCUUCUGGUCGACAUUCUCAAUCCUCAUAUCUACAUCCAACCUCCACAUCAUCCACUGCCUCCCAGCAGCAUAUUGUUGAUAAUCAGCUGAAUAGCGAUCACUCUAAUUUACACCAUUUCCUUGGAUUUAGACCAGGAAUCCCUCCACCUCCUCCGCCCGCAGCUCCAAGGGGUCACAUGAAUUUUACUUCAUCCGGAUUACCCACAAGUUUAUCUGGACUAUCUGGGUUAUCAAGUUUAGCAGGAUUAGCAGGUCUUCAAGUGUUAGGUGGUAAUCAGGGAACUGGAUCAUCGACAACAUCUACAUCCACUGUUUUAGGUGGUGGAGAGGCUGAAGAUGAAGAUGAAGAAUAUGAUAAUGGAAGUGCCCUUGAUACCGAUGCCGAAGCCAACGGAGAUCAAGAUCUCUAUUCGUCGCCUCAACAGCUUCUUCGAAGUGCAUCCGAGGAGGCGCUUCCAGUAAGCGUCCAGCCCUACUUUUUUACUACAGCAUCUCCAACAGCUACAUGCUUCUUUGCCGACCCAAAUUCAGCAGCAAUUAUUGUUGCCUCAAAUUCAACAAUUCUUCCAACAGCAACAACAACAUCACCCAAGUCAUCAUUCACUUCACCAUCAUUCCCAUCAAUCGUCUCAUCAACUUCAACACCAGCAUUCCCUUCCGGAGACAUCAGCGGCAGCAGCUCGAUUAGCAACUCAACAACAACAAUUAAACCGAAGUUACAAUACAAUUCCUCGUCGUCCCAACACCGGCCAAGGGACAGGCCAUCGUUCGUCUCAACAGAGGUCAGGGCAUGUUCGGCAUCUAGACCUUUAACUUUAACCCUUUUACCGCCUCCUUGUGGUGUUACGGUUUCGUCGAGAGUUUCAAGGUCAAGAUCGAGGAAAAAAUAUCCCGAAUACAAAGCAUAAAAGUCAAGCAAAUAAUUCACUUAAUCACAAUUAACAUUGUUCACAAUUAAGCCAACGAAAGAACAAAUCAAAAGACUCAAAGAAUUAAAAACAAAGCCAAUAAAUGAGACGGACAAUUAAUCAAUAAUCUCAUCAGGAGUUAAUUUCAUGCCAAUAAAAUGAUUUACAAUGUAAAACUUGGAGAGACUAAAUUAUCCCUAAUAAUCAAUAAUUUGGACUCAUCGAUUUUACUUCAAUUCUGAUUAGUGUUUAAAAAACAAACAACAACGUCCACGACAAUUAAUCAAUUCUUAAUCAAUUGGUAUUCCGCUGUCAUCACAAUACCAAUAAAUUGGAGACUUUAAUUGUUUUGUUAAUAAUUUAAUCAAUUAACAUCGUUUCCAAGUCUCAGACAUAAAUCAUGAAAAACAUAGAAACUCAUUAAACAAAUUUCACUUAAUUGUGAAUCUGCCAAAUGUACAUUUGAACAAAUUCAUCAGACAAUUUAUAUAAGCGCAUCAAUUUGUUUCUCAUCAACAAUUAAUCUUCGUUAUAUUCAUCUAAUUACCUUAUUAUUGAUCAUUUGUUUUCUAUUAAUUUAAAUUAUAUUUAAUUUCUCAUAAUUAAUUCUUCUUCUCUAGUCCCUCUUUCUACUAAUUUAAACCAAAGAUGAAAAGUAAAUAAUGUUUAAUACGAACAAUUUUGUCCGGUUGUCUCUUCCAGCCACAAAAGCCCAUAAACAAUGUUUAACGAUUUUAAUUAUCGUAAUUAGUGGAUCAUCAUCAUCAUCAUCAGAAUAAGAAAAACAAA